CAGACGGAGGUCCGGACGAAGCGACGGGCGCCAAGGAUACGCGUUUGAAGGACGGUCACGAUUGACAGACGGAGAACGCGAUUGGCUACGAAUAUGCCUGUCUAGGCUGCCCCCGCCGCCACCGCCGACGUCGUCGUCUGCUCGACGCUCGUUCCCCUUGACUCGUACUACCCGUGUAAUAUCGUCCCUAGAUCCCCUCGGCCGUCCUCUCCCUUCACACUCGUUCUUGUCCCCCGCCUCCCCACCAAAGCCCAACCCGAGUCUCUGUUGCCACCCGUCGUUACACCAUGUUCACCCUCGCCCGUCGUUUCCGGUCCACUCUCCUUUUCGCUGCGCUGGCCUCUGCUCUUGUCCUCGCCGACGGUUCUCACGAACACCGUGGGCUCAGCCAUGCUCACCGUCAUCUCGUUGUCAACCUCACUGAGCCCGACGGCCACAUUCAAAAGCGUUUCGACAACACACGCUUCACUUACUUCGAAGUCGGCCAGAAUGCUUGUGGCGGGUUCGACCAUGACAACGACUUCAUCGUCGCGUUGACCGCACUCCAAUGGGAUGGCGGCUCACACUGCUACGAAGAAAUCACCAUUUCGUACCAAGGCAAGUCCACCAAAGCCAAGAUCACCGACGAGUGCGAGGAAUGCCCCUACGCGGCGAUCGACCUGUCGCCUGGCCUCUUCAGUUUCCUCGCAGGGGGGCUCGACGCCGGUGAAGUGUACGGCCAGUGGUCCUUCGGCGGCGGCGACCCGCCUACCCCCACCACUUCCUCGACCCCUCCCCCUCCCCCUCCUACUACCACGCACACCACGCCCAAGACGACGUCGACCACCCACACGACGUCCACGUCGCACUUCACCUCCACCACGCACUCGACGACGAGCACGACGAGCACGACACCGACGUCGACGUCGACGUCGACGUCCACCACCUCGUCCACCACCCCGUCCACCACCUCGUCAGCCCCCACCGCGACGGUCACUUCGUGGGACACCGGCAACCUGAACCAGUUCAACUUGGCACUCAUCCAGCUCAUCGACCUGAGCAACGCUAUCUUGGCUUCGCCCAGCGAUGCCGAGUAAGCAUGGUCCGCCUAGAAUGCCUGCGCAUAUACCCAGAAAGGUACCGCGCCCGAAGCCUGCCUGGUUGUCGAAGUUAUCGCAUCAUUCCGCUGUCCCCAUCCUCAUAUGAUAUGCGGCCUGGUUCCGUUCUGAAAUCUCCAUUCCCUCAUCAGGAUGGAUACGUAUGAUAUACCAGAAUCUAGUACAUUGUCCCGC
Molecule: messenger RNA, 1271 nt
Organism: Dichomitus squalens LYAD-421 SS1
Lineage: Eukaryota; Fungi; Basidiomycota; Agaricomycetes; Polyporales; Polyporaceae
Exons: 4
Coding region: 288-1076 (262 amino acids)
Source: RefSeq, a predicted model, not a curated record